Molecule: messenger RNA, 2056 nt
Organism: Aspergillus steynii IBT 23096
Lineage: Eukaryota; Fungi; Ascomycota; Eurotiomycetes; Eurotiales; Aspergillaceae
Exons: 3
Coding region: 1-1911 (636 amino acids)
Biological process (GO): potassium ion transmembrane transport
Cellular component (GO): plasma membrane
Molecular function (GO): potassium ion transmembrane transporter activity
Source: RefSeq, a predicted model, not a curated record
AUGCCCUGCUGUGGAGAUCGUGAGAAGGGAGCGACAGUCUCUCUUGAGGAGAAAUGGGACUAUGUGAAUCUGUCCGAUUUCAAGUCAGAGUCCUGUCUCACCCCGUUCUCCUACUUCUUCCUUUGGGUGUUCUUGAUCAUCUCGUUGGCGGUCUAUGGCGUUGACACCUUCACCGCAGUCAAUCUGCUGGCCUUCUCUCGUUGGGCUGGACAGAUUGAACCCGCCAUUCCGUUCGCUGUUUCUCGCUGGAUCUUCGCCGUCUGUAUCAUCAUCUCGUUUGUGCUCUUGGUUUUGCGAUGGCUGAAGGCCAUCCGAGCUAUCCGAUCCGGAAGCAUUGCGCAAUGCUACCUCGAUUCGCUUGCUGUGCGAAUCCAAAGUAUCCGCAUGGGUAAUGAGGGCCGCGGAUGGAAGCGAUUUCUUGUCUUCGCAGAGUUGACCAAAAGUAAAAAGGGCGCUGAAUAUGUGGCCCUGUUUGCGUAUUUUUCUUUUGAGACCUGGAUGAACACCAUCUUUGCCGACGGUCCGCGCCAAGUCGUCAAUGCCAUUACACUGUACUCCGUGAUGAAAAUGGAUCUUCUGCCAGGCGGGAAGAACGCGGCCGAUGAAAAUGAUUCGCCUGCCUUUUUUCAGUUCUUCGACAACAUUAAAAUUCUGGCCGAACACAACAACCUGCGCGCUGUGGUCCUGUUCGGCAUGCUUUUCACUUUGAUCAUCUGGGUCCUAUCCAUCUUGAAAUUAGCCCUUGCGAUUAUUCUUUACCUCAUUUUCCUCUUCCACCACAUUCCUUCGGAAGAUGGCUCGCUGAAAGCGUACUGCCGGCGCAAGAUCAAUAGCCGGCUGACGCGCAUCGUGCGACAGAAGGUUAACAAGGCCCUGGCGAAGGGAAUCGCAUUGCAAAAUCGGGCGCCCACUCAACCCAAUCUGACCAUAGACACGAAACCUACCUUGCCAGCUAUAGGAGCUGGUAGCGAUGAUAAGGGACCCAUUGUCACCACCAUCUCGCGUUCCACAACUCAGACGACACUUCCACCAUACUCGUCACGUCCUGGAACAGCUGCGCCAGACAGAAACCCCACGCUCCCGGAUGUGGCUAUGUUCGAAGAGAAGCCGUCGCUAAACCGGACUAUGACGGAGUCAAGUGCAUAUUCCGAUGCCGUCUCGAUGUCAGGAAGCACGGCAGUUUCCGGAUAUAGCCCACUCGAUCGCCAAACGACGCCAGCACCGCCUGUACCCCCGCUUCCAAGCGAGAUCCCUAUGCCCGUUCAACGGAGCCAAACUCCAAUGUCACGGCCGACAUUCACACCGGCACCACCGCCCUCGGUUCGUGGUCCGGGUCGCAUGACCCCUGCGAGUGGAUUCCGGGAGCCAGGUGACGACCACGGGUACUUUUCACACUAUGAUGAGCCACCUGCUGCACCGUAUCAUUCGUUUAGUCCAAUCGAGGAUCCUUACGCCCGGUCAAGAACACCUGGCACGGAUUUCUCGCCGAACAGCCGCGGCCCUGUCAGACCAUUCCCUCCCCCCAGCGUCGGCGGCACUCCUCGUCCACAUCCCCAGACCGGGUAUCCUCCGCGAUCAUUCACACCGGCUAGUUACACUGCGAAUCGACCGCAGCAAAGCUUCAGUCCCGUGGAAGGUCCACCAAUGAGACCCUUCCCUCCUGUUGGCCCACGUGGGACUCCGCAACCUCAGGGACCGGAUGGCUAUGUUCCCUUCAACGCACCGGCGAGAAACUCACCCGUAUCCGCUGCCGGUGCACCAGCUUCAGGUUCUCCGGUCUACCCUUCUCAUGCACCACCGAGGCCUCCCCCACCAUCCAGUGACUACAGUGGGCCGACACCUCCCGUAAGAGCUUAUACUCCUCACGACAUGUACAGUCCACAAUCGCAGCCUCAUCAGCAGGACUUCUAAGCGAUCCAUGUCGUGAGCAUCUGAUCGCGAACUCUCCUUUCUUUUUUCCUUGUUUAUUCUGUUUAUGACCCCAGAAGAGCUGGUCGUCUCUUCUAUGAUUGAACUCUUUUUGUCCAUACCCUUCAUGACGAGCACCUCGAGCUCU